GAAGCAGCGGACACAGUUUCUGACGGACGUUUUAUGGUGUGACACAACAUACCGGUACGUGCCAUUUUCGUUUGUCAACCUGAACACAAUGUUAGCCAGCAGCUGACAAAAUGAGUUUGUUUUUGGCCAAAUUGUCAUGCAAAAGGGACAUAGACGAGGUAAUAAAAACGGUCGCCGAAAAGGUUUUAGUUCUUCGGUUUGGAAGGGAUGAAGACUCGGUCUGCCUGCAGCUUGACGAGAUUCUGUCCAAAACCUCCCACGACCUGAGUAACAUGGCGUCUAUCUACAUCGUGGAUGUGGACUCGGCUCCCGUCUACACGAGAUACUUCGACAUCAGCUACAUCCCGUCUACCGUCUUCUUCUUCAACGGACAACACAUGAAGGUUGAUUAUGGGUCUCCAGAUCACACCAAGUUUGUGGGCAGUUUUAAGACCAAGCAGGACUUCCUGGAUCUGAUCGAGGUGAUCUACAGAGGAGCUAUGAGGGGGAAGAUGAUCGUCAAGAGUCCUAUCGACCCUCAGAACAUCCCCAAGUACGACCUGCUCUACCAUGGGAUCUAAUCCCAUCACGACCUGCUCAACCAUGGGAUCUAAUCCCAUCACGACCUGCUCAACCAUGGGAUCUAACCCCAUCACGACCUGCUCAACCAUGGGAUCUAACCCCAUCACGACCUGCUCAACCAUGGGAUCUAGAUUUCACCACGAUUCCCCACCCUUCAGCGGU
Molecule: messenger RNA, 723 nt
Organism: Oncorhynchus keta (chum salmon)
Lineage: Eukaryota; Metazoa; Chordata; Actinopteri; Salmoniformes; Salmonidae
Product: thioredoxin-like protein 4B
Exons: 3
Coding region: 111-560 (149 amino acids)
Biological process (GO): mRNA splicing, via spliceosome
Cellular component (GO): spliceosomal complex; U4/U6 x U5 tri-snRNP complex; U5 snRNP
Source: RefSeq, a predicted model, not a curated record